Messenger RNA from Scophthalmus maximus (turbot), 4624 nucleotides. It is a transcript of the gene arhgef25a, whose product is annotated as Rho guanine nucleotide exchange factor (GEF) 25a. The record is from RefSeq and is a predicted model, not a curated record. Lineage: Eukaryota; Metazoa; Chordata; Actinopteri; Pleuronectiformes; Scophthalmidae. Gene Ontology annotation, cellular component: plasma membrane; cytoplasm. Bases 525 to 2720 code for a protein of 731 amino acids. Gene Ontology annotation, molecular function: guanyl-nucleotide exchange factor activity. Gene Ontology annotation, biological process: axon guidance. The transcript has 17 exons.
CAGCAUUCAGAGAGAAGGACAGGAGAAGACCCACCUCACAGAGAAACACAAGGAGCAUGAUAAAGGAUGAUAAAGACGAGGACAGAGGACUCUGUACAGAGAGACCCAAGGACAUCUUCUAUCUGUGUUUCCAGGGGAUGCUUAUAUUGAGAACACAAGGUGGGCAUAUUUACUGGACUGUGCCAGACUUGGAGACACCUGCUUCCAUCUAAUGUAUGUGUGUGUGUUCUGGGAGAGGACAGAGCUCUGAAGUUCCUGUCCAGGCAUACAUUCCCAGGUUCACUCAGAGACAUGCCCUCCACUUGCAGGAUCAGUUCUUCGUGAUUUGCGCGAGGUGUCCUGCGUGUCAGGUUUGCACAGGGUGGGCUGCAGUGGCUCGGCUCCAAACUGUGGCACCGUUUGCCGUGAGAGCUGAGGGAGCGGAAACCAGGGGACUAGAAAGAUUUUGUCAGACUUGUUGAUUAAAGGCCACAACAGCAGAGGAGUAUAAUUUGAGGUUGAGUUUCUGUUUGGUGUCGGGGAGAAUGAAGGCUCUACAGAAGAAUCAGGGACGCACUGACCAGAUGUUGGGAGCCAUGGCUGACGUGCUCACUUCUGUGGCCAUGCCCAAUCAACAGUGGCUCUCAGAGGGGGGUGAGGCGGACCUCCCAUCAAGCGAGGAUGAAAGAGGGACCGUCCAGGGCCAGUGGGAGCCAGAGGGGCUGGAGUGGGAACAGCAGGCCGCUGCUACAGAAAACCCGGAGCGGAGAGAGAAAACAGACUCGUACUCAGCAGCGGGCAGUGAGGGCAGUAUCUCCACCUCUGUGGCGUCCCUGCCACCGCAGGCAUCAGGCAGCUCGGCCCCCAGCUCACCAGGCUCCAGGCGCUCUGUGAGCACCCUGAAGAAGUGGCUCACAAACCCCGUCCGCAAACUCAGCGCUGGGGCCACUGCCAAAGGAGAGCGCCAGGUCCGCAAGCUCGAGGGAAAACCUCCAUCUCUUCCCUCCCACAGCCACAGCCAGGAUCUGGGCAGCCCCCCGAGGCCUGAUGAGACUCUCACCAUCCUGCCUGUCACCCACAGAGAACUGGAGUGGAAAGAUGGCCUGGCAAGCCCUGAGGACCUGUCACCGGCUACACUACAGUCCCCCAGCUACAUAACUGACUCGCUUAUUGGCUGUACAUCACUGGCAAACACCCAGGACACUCAGUGCACCAAUGUUUUGCCGGAUGACAGUGGCUCUGUGUUGAUGGAUGACACCUGCAGCCAAUGGUCAGCUGCGGCUGACAGUGAGGAGGAAAGAAGAAGUGCCUUGGAGAAAAGCAUGUAUGUACUGAAGGAGCUUAUCGAGACAGAGAAGUACUACGUGGGAGACCUGGGGUUCAUAGUGGAGGGAUACAUGGCCACAAUGAGCUCCAAAGGUAUACCAGAGGACAUGAAGGGAAAAGACAAGAUUGUUUUCGGGAACAUCCACCAAAUCUUUGACUGGCACAAAGACUACUUCCUGGGAGAGGUAGAGAAGUGUUUGGUGGAGCCAGAGAGGCUGGCUCAGCUCUUCAUUAAACAUGAGAGGCGUCUGCACAUGUAUGUUGUGUACUGUCAGAACAAGCCCAAGUCGGAACACAUAGUCUCAGAGUACAUCGAGACUUACUUUGAGGAGUUGCGGCAGCAGCUGGGCCACAGGCUGCAGCUCAAUGACCUGCUCAUCAAACCUGUCCAGAGGAUCAUGAAGUACCAGCUGCUGCUCAAGGACUUCCUGAAGUAUUACACCAAGGCUGGGAUGGACACCGAGGAGCUGGAGAAAGCAGUGGAGGUGAUGUGCUUUGUGCCAAAACGUUGCAAUGACAUGAUGAAUGUGGGCAGAUUGCAAGGCUUCGAGGGUAAGAUCACAGCACAGGGCAAACUGCUCCAGCAAGACACCUUCACCGUCACCGAGCAGGACAGCAGCUUCCUGUCCCGGGCCAAGGAAAGACGGGUCUUCCUGUUUGAGCAGCUGGUCAUAUUCAGUGAGCCAAUCGACAGGAAGAAAGGUUUCUCACUCCCUGGAUACGUCUUCAAGAACAGCAUCAAGGUGAGCUGCCUAGGAGUGGAGCCCAGCGUGGAUGCCGAUGAGGCGCGCUUCGUUCUGACUUCACGCAACCCUGAUGCGAGUGUGGUGCGCUUCCAGCUGCUGGCCUCGUCCCCUGACAUCUGCAGGGCCUGGGUCAAUGAUGUGGUUCAGAUCCUGGAUUCCCAGCGCAACUUUCUCAAUGCCUUACAGUCACCUAUUGAGUACCAGCGGCGAGAGAGCAAGUCCAACAGCCUCGGUCGCAGCAUGAGGCCUCCUCUGUCUGCCGCUAGUGCCCUGCGGCCCCACUCCUCCGCCUCCAUCGACCGCCACAAGCUGCCGUCCCUUCACUCCCACAACACCUCCUUGCCGGCCCUCUACCUGCCGAGCCAAGGCCAGGGCCAAGGACUAAACGAGACGUACUCAGUGCGGGACCCCACCGUGGUCCAUCCGUGCCCUGCUGACUCCCACACCGUCUCUCUGUCACACGUCCAACUGGGCUUCACUGAUCAGCCAAACUGUCAAGCUGUGUCAAACGGGCUGUACGCACCCACCACACAAAGUGCACAGCAGAGAGCAGGAGAGGCCUGCCGGAGGGGUCAGCCAGUUGAUGCUGGGAGCCAGGGUCCGCCUUUGGGUCUCUCAGCUGGACGACGCCCCAGCAACCUGGCUCAGCUAGCUGAGGAUGACCUAUGAACUGUCACGCUCUCUGUUUCCUGGGUCAGGAUGUCAGAAGCUCAAGCUACAGCUGUGGAGAUAAGAAGACUUGUCUACUGUCUGUUUGUGCCAGGCUGGACCCUCACCUGGUUCAACAAUGGUUUUCUGGAGUAUCAGGGAGGAACCUGAAGGAUCAUAUGAAGGAAAAUAUACGAGCUGCAUUUAUAAAUAACACUGCUCCUGUUUUUAGAGAGCCACUCAGAGGGGGGUGACUAGCCUUGGCCACCUUUUGUGUACAUAGAUAGCGGCCAGUAUGACGUUACUGGGCACAGAAUGGAGAAACACUCAGUGGAUACUCAGUGUUACGACAAUUUCUGCUUUUUACCUUUUUGAGAGUUUGUAUAGUACAAUUUCUCUCUUUCAAAGGGCAAUGGGAGUUUGUUUGAUGAAGAAAUAUCCAUUCCUUUUUGGGGCGGUCACUGGAGUAGCGUGUGCCUGGAUGUAUGUUUAUGCAAAGAUGUGUUUGUGUGUGCGAGAGGGCAUGAGAGUGUGCGAGUGCCGUUGGCUCUUCUUGUUCUCCGGUAAAUUUUCUUGAUUGAGUUUUUUUUCUCUCUCCCUUUUUUUCUGAUGCCCCAUUGUGAAGAGGAGUACAGCUACAUAAAUAGACUUUGUCAUUCCCCUGCUGACAACUGAGUUUGCUGUUUAUGUCGACAAGAACGGGGGAAGGCAGAACACUUGAUUUGAAUAUGCCACGAGGACUUUUCUUCUGAAGGUGAAGAACUUUCUUUCUUGCCACAGCAUUGAGAGCCUCCUGUGCUCUCUGUUAUUCUCUUUGACUGGCCCUCGUUUGAUCUGGACAAAAAAGGCGUGAGGGAACCCCCUGGAGGUUCUCUGUGGGUAUGACGUCACUUCGAGAAUACUUCUUGCUCUUUGGGCAACUCCAGAGGAGUUGUUAAUACACAUAGGGUGCAUUCAAAGGGACUGCUGUGCUGACCCAAAGUGUUGCAAGCAACAUCUCCCAGGUAAUUGACUGGCACAAUGCUACUUUACACAGAUGCUUCUUUCCAGGCCUGAGUAGAUUCUGGGACACAUCCGGAAAAUGCAUUGGUUUAUACUAAUAUUGAUUGUUUUAUUAGUCCACUGUUGUCACGUCAAGGCUGUGCACCAUUUAUAUAAGCUCUGUUAGCUUUUGCCCUCAUAGGUUACAUACUGUGCAGCCAUACAUUUCCACUUGUGAGGUGAAGAAUGUCCCUUGUAUGCAGAGCAAUGCUCCUGCUCCAGCUGACUCAAAUGAAGGAAAAUGUGCUGAAGGAAAAACAAGACUGAUGCCGAUACAAAUCUGCAUGCACCCUCUUCCUCAGACAACAGUGCCAAAAACACGUGCUCACCACUCGAACGUUUCAUGCUCUUGCUCCAUAGCUUAGUUUGCCAUUACUCUUACAAAAAAACAACUGUGGAUAUAUAUGUCGCUGUCUGGAUUGUAAUGCCUAAGUGUCAGAAAAGAGAGAGGAGAGCGGAGUAGAUGAAGGGGACUAUCCUGUCAAUGCCAGUUCAGUUCUUCUUUGUGGCCAGUAGAGGUCCCCACAAGGCUUUCACUUCUAGUUUAGUUGGACCAUACAGCUGCACCAAAGAACAUGUCUCAGUGCUAACAAUCAAGCUGCUUCAUAAUAUGUCUGAAAAAAAUAUACAUAUGUUUCUCAAAGUAAACGGAAAGGUGAGACAAACCAUCUCACAGAAUUUGCAUCUGUAUUUUGUGUGAUCUGGUGAGUUUUCACAGGAAAUACUGAUCAGGCAGCUUUGCAUGUGACACAAAGGAAUACCACUACAGAGAACCAAAAGCACGGACGUAAAAACCAGGAGAGGGUUGGUCAAUGCCAUGUUUGACUGAGUAAAAAAAAAAACUGUUGUAUCAUAUCAAAUAAAAAGUGUCUUUUCGAAGCCGA